AUGGCCGACGCCGACGAAAAGGCGCGCCAGGAAAAGAUCGCUGCGGCAAGAAAGCGCGUCGAGCAAAUGAAAAAGAAGAAGGGCAAAAAGAAUGCCAAGAAGGAUGACGCCAAAGAUAAUGAUGAGAUUUCUGAAAUUCCGUCCCCGAAUGUUGAAGGGCAGGCUGAGACGUCCGAACCGCCUGUCACAGACAGGGCCGAAGACAAUGAUAAGACCGUUGAAGACGAAAAGACAGACGACCAAUCGCCAUCGGCAACUCCAUCAAUGGCUCAACAGUCCAAGAUGAGGUCAACAUCGUUUCGUGCAGGCACGAGUGGAAGCACGUCGCCAGGCCCCAUUAGCCCUGAUGGUGACACUGCACCCGAUAUUUACAGAAAGCAGGUUGCUCGCAUCGAAGAAUUAGAAAAGGAGAACAAGAAGCUGUUCAAAGACUUUUCAGACUCGGAAAAACGAUGGAAAAAGGCAGAGGACGAGCUCGCUGAACUACGUGAGGCUGACGGCGAUUCUUCAGCCAAGGGUGGAGCAAACCAUGAGACGGAGCAAUUGAAGAGCGAAAUCGCUUCGCUUCAACGACAAAACACGCAAUUACAGCAACAAGUCUCGAGGGGCUCAACCCAUGCCCAUCGGUCCUCGAUAUCUAUUGCUACGCCCUCGUCAGAGCUGCAGGCUGAACUGGACGCCAAGAAGUCCACCAUCGAGUCCAUGGAGAUUGAAAUAUCCACGUUGAAAGCUCGUGUGCAGCGGCAGGAAUCUGGCGCCGAGACGGAAAAAGAACAAGUAAAUGCGCUUGAAGAAAAGCUUGCUCGUGCCGAAGCCGCUGCCGGAAAGGCACAGCGAGAGCUGCAAGAUGUGAAACGCAAUCUUGAGAGAACAACAGAUAAGGCAGUUCGCGAGGGCAGUGAGCGUUCAAGCGCAGAAGUCAAAGUCAAGACGCUUGAGAACGACCUGCAGGAAACAACAAAGGCCAAGUCUGACUUGGAGAUCAAGAUUGACGCGCUGGAAAAAAAGGUGGCCACAUUGACCACCAUUCACAAGGAGCAGGAUUCCAGGUCUCAGGCUCUGCGAAAAGACAAGGAGCGUGUUGAAAAGGAAGCAAAGGACCUUAGGACCAAGGUGGAGCGGCUGGAAACUGAGAACCUGAAACUUCGCAGCCGCAGGUCCGCAGAAGGCGGUGGCGGUCUUGACGAUGAGGGCGUGGAUGAGCUCGAGAACGAAGAACGAUUACGGCUUGAAAGGAAGAUUCGAAGCCUUGAACACCAAGUGCACGAGUUGCGAAGCGGGCAAUGGAUCGAGAAACGCCGAGAAAUGGAGGCGACGAACACAGGCUUUCAUGACGUGGACCUUUCCGGGGGGUCGAUGGGUCACUCGUCACAUAGAAUGCACUCGAGCAGUGGCUUGGGCGAUUUUCUCACCAACGGACUCAACGCCCUGGCCGGCGGUGGAGGUGGAGGUGCUGAACACGACUUGAUGGACGACGAUGACUUUGACUUUGACGAGGACGCCUUUCGCAAGGCCCGAGAAGAAGAGUCAAAACAGAGACUGGAGCGAAUCAAAGAGAUCAAGCGAACUCUGAAGCACUGGGAGGGGUGGCGGCUGGACAUUGUCGACAUGAGGAGGGGCGGAGGCGAGGGAAUUGGUGAUAUUUUCGACGUGUAG
Molecule: messenger RNA, 1656 nt
Organism: Metarhizium album ARSEF 1941
Lineage: Eukaryota; Fungi; Ascomycota; Sordariomycetes; Hypocreales; Clavicipitaceae
Product: M protein repeat protein
Exons: 3
Coding region: 1-1656 (551 amino acids)
Source: RefSeq, a predicted model, not a curated record